Molecule: messenger RNA, 4403 nt
Organism: Apis florea (little honeybee)
Lineage: Eukaryota; Metazoa; Arthropoda; Insecta; Hymenoptera; Apidae
Gene: Gfrl
Product: Glial cell line-derived neurotrophic family receptor-like
Biological process (GO): nervous system development
Cellular component (GO): signaling receptor complex; external side of plasma membrane
Molecular function (GO): signaling receptor activity
Source: RefSeq, a predicted model, not a curated record
GAGCGCCUGUCACGAUUCCUGGACCCAGCUACGACUGUCACCGAUGUUCGGCUGCAUUUGUCCCAACAAUCACAUGAAAAGACGCUGCGACAGGAUUUUCUCCACGGUGAAUCACAAUCCCUGCGUUGAGUUCCUGCCCUCCUCCACCUCCGUAGACCUGUCGGGCACGGACUCGGCCCUGUAUCCGUUCGACCCGCAGCAGGAGAGCUACCAGGAGAUCUGGUUACCGCCGACCAGUAUGUACCCCUAUUUUCUGUUCCCCGGGGCCGCGCGCACCUCGUACUACGACCACGAGAGCACGUACGACGUCCAGGAGGCGGGACAGGGGCGGCCACAGCACGGCCACCGCCAUCAGCACGGCCGUCAUCAAGAGGCACCGGAGCUGCCUGGCAGGCCCGGUGUCCUCGUGGUCGAGACGUACGAUCCUCGUGCCGAUCGAGGCGAGGCUCGUGCUGGCACCGACGACGAGCAUCUGCACAGGGAGAAAGAUGAUCGUGAAACGGAGGGAUCCAAGAGCUUCUAUGAUCGCGGCUCUUCUUCUUCUUCUUCUUCUUCUUCCUCUUCUUUUUCUUCUUCUUCUUCCUCUUCUUCUUCUUCUUCUUCUUCUUCUUCUUCCACGUUGUCCAAGCAUGAUCGUGCCUCCAGCACAGUGCACCUGCAGCCAAGGCACUCCCAAAGCGAGCAUGACGCGCACCUGCACCAUCAUCACCAUCACCAGCACCACCAGCACCACCCCGCACCACCCGCACCACCGUCCGCCGCGACGUCGUCUUCGUCUUCGUCGUCUUCUUCGUCAUCGUCGUCGUCGUCGUCAUCGUCGUCGUCGUCGUGGUCGAGUUAUCCGCCACCGGCUCGUCCAACGCCUACCGUGGACGAGACUAAACGAAUCGAGGGGCCCGAGCUGGUGCAUCCGAAGAAAUUCGCACCGAGGCCCACCUACGAGCACCGGGCAAUCUUCGAUCGCGCCGACGACGACCUCGAUGACGAGUUCAGGAUCGGCGCGCUACCAGUCGACCGGCUCUUCGACCUCCGCGAGGCCUUCGAAGGGUUCGUCGACCAAGUGAAGGUCAUCUCGCAUCCGGACAACUCGACUAGCUUCGAGGUGAUCGAGUCCCAGCUCGAGAAUCCGCUGAUCGACGCUGAUCAUCACGAUCUGGUCGCCAUGAAGCAGAUACCUGUUCCCGGAGGGCAUCAUCAUAAAACGCAGCACAAGAGGAAUCAGACGGACGACCGUAAUCAGACGUCCGUGGUGCUGCCAUCCGCCUCCUCCGAUCUCGAUAAGAUACAGCAACCGGUCAAGAUCGUGCUCUCGAGCACUUGCCAUCAUGCCUACAAUGCUUGCAAAAACGAUCCAGAGUGCAAGGUGCUCCUCGAGCCGAUGUUGAACCAUUGCGACUCGACGAGUUGCGCGAAGAACGAGUGCAUGGAAGCGUUGCAGACCUUCUACAAAUCCGCCAACUAUAAACACUCUGUUGAGAUCGCGUUCUGCCUGUGCAGGAAAACGGAUGGAAAGAAGGACGAGUGUAUAAUCGCGCAGGAAAAGAUGCAUCCUGCUUGCGCGCAGCGAGUCGAGGGCGCGGAAAUGCCGACGUGUCACAGUUUGGCGGAAGCUUGCAAGGAGCACGAAGCAUGCAGGGCGAAAUUGGAGUACUACGAGCAAAAUUGCGCUGUGGAUAGCGUAACAAAGAAGUGUGCCGGUCCAACUGCGGAAUGCAGGAAAGCGAUGCUGGGCAUCCUUGGCACGGAAUUGCGGUCGAACUGCGCGUGCAAGGGCACGGAGCUCACGCAACUUUACGACUGUCUGGGAUGGCAGAGGCUCCUCUGGGUCAAUCCCUGCGUGGUCGAGUCCCAGAAGGAUUACCACGCGAGAAGGAAACACCAUCAUUAUCCGAGGACCACGACGACUACCGUCUUGUCGACGACCAAGUCGCCGGUUAGCACAACGACGGUCACCGCCGUGGUCGAGCAAGUAGAGGAUAAUCAAAUACCGGAAGUGACGAGGUGGACGACCACCGAACCCACGGAAACUUGGGAAAUCACCACGACUAGCAGCACCACCAUUAGUACCACACCCACCACUACCACCACCACCACUACGCCGCCUCGCUUCUGUGUGGUUCAAAGGCCGAGGCAAAGUCACCAAUACAUAAGGGAGGGCGAAGGGAAGAGGCUGUAUCGCGAGGAUGAGCCGGAAUGUUCGGAGUUGUGCCAAUGCGGCGAGGGUGAAGUUUUGAUCUGCAACACGAUCUGCGUGGAUUCAUCGCCCUGCAAGACAGACUUCGCCUUCUACAAUCACGAAGCACCGGCGUAUCAGGCGCAUCGCGGCCCCUGCCUUUGCUACAGCGGCCGUUUCAUAUGCAUGCGGCCGUCACCCGACGCUUACUCUAUACCGCACGGAGUUUUCAUGUUCCUGGGCUACAGCGAAAAGGACGAGAGUUUGUUGCGACGGCACAAUAAUCUCACCGUCCUCGACGCGGUGUCGUCCCUCGAUAACUUCAUGAGAGAAGAAGUUAACAAUCAGACAGUGUGCACGCUGUUCCUGUACAACGCGACCCGAGAGAACGUGAUUGCAGUGGCGCGUCUCGGGACUGACAAUCCACCCUUAAAUAGCAGCCAAGCUCAAAGUCUGCAGCACCUUCUGCGCGUCAAGGAGGAGUGCUUCUCGAUGCUGCAGGAUCUCAGCGACAAGAUAAACAACAAGCACCACGAGGUCCACACGCACCCGUUGCUGUCCAUCUUCAAGAUGGCCGAGGUCGAGGUCAAGUUGCCGUACAGCAACGAGGUCGGGUGUCUGUCGGGGUCGUCGAGCUUCCCGCUGGUCGCGCUCCUCCUGCUGCUCACCCUGUUUCGAUCGGCAUCGACGACGUGCCUGCUCGCCUCGUGACACCGACGGCCCAGCCCGAUCUGUCGAGAAUUUUCUCCAACGCCUAGAAAAAAGCUGCAGUGAAAAACGCCUCCGAGGCGAGGCGUGAAGAAGGGGGCGGCCCCCCUUUGAUCAUCAACGAAGUCGAAGCAAGUUCGUUCAACGGGGCUCUAAAUCUUUCGUGCCUCGUGGAUCAAGCGUAGUAGAGAAGUUUCAAGUUCGUUGCAGCGUUCGAGGAUCCAUAUGUGUUUCUCUCCUUCGAUCGAUUAUUAUAUUGAUUUAACUCGUCCAUUCCCCUCCCAAAUUGAUAUCGCUUCUCUCGUAGCUGGGAUCAAUUUUUGUCGCGCGAUGUGGUCAAUAAUAAGAGCGAUGUACAGGGAAUGGGCGUGGAUCCAAACACUCCCUGGCUCCUUUACGCUGCUGGAUCAGCGACGACAUCGCAAGCCAGAAACGAGAUUCAUUAGAAUCGCGCGAUUUUCUCUUCGAAACAUUCGCCAGUUCAAAGGAGAAACAUUUUCGAUGUUAUUUCCCUUCUUUUUUUCUCUCUCUCUCGAUAUUUUUCCGUUACUGAAAUACCGUUCAAUCGAAAAUAUAAUUUUAUAAAGAAAUUCCAUUUCGCUCGAGACUCUCUCUCAAGUUUUCGUUUAAGAAAAGAGACACCGGAUCCUCGAACGGAGAACGAACGAGCACCCAACGCGUGUAUAAAGGAAGCACCGUAGAGUCUGUAAAUGACAAGCGCUAAUUUACCGUGUAAUUAAAAUAAGCUAGCAGAAAACGCGAACGCUCCUCCUGUAUCGGACCAUUAGGUGUUUAUUAACAUGUUGUUCAGAGCUAAAUCUAACGGGCGUUUUUUCAGGCAUGGCGCAAGAGGCUCGAGCGUGUAGAUAACUUGUAGAACUUGUUAAAUAGACUUAAUAAAAAGUGGGAAGGGAAGAAUGAAUGGCUGUUUCUCGCCGCGUGUUUUCCUUCUUCUUUUCCUGAAAUUAACAGUUAAAUUAUUGAAUUGAAGGGGAAAAGUGUAUAAAAUUCGACGAAAAAUAAUCGUUUCUUUCCAAAAAAAAGAAAAAAAAAAUAUUCUUUCAUCCAGAGAGGCAAUUUAUAUCUCGUUAUCGAAAUUCGUGAAUAGCAAAAAGAAAAAAGAAAGAAUUUCGUGUCUAUUGGCCGAGAAAUAACUCGACCAGUUUAAUCAUGUUUUUAAUCCUGACACGAGCCGAAUUGUUAGAAUAUCGGCGAUAAUUUGGCCGUUUCGCAAAAUGGUUGGCUGCUGCGUGCGCGAGAGACAGCCGCUUUAAAACGGUCGAUUUGUCAGAGGAAGAGAAAGAAGCGGGGAGAAACUUCUAAACAGGUUGCCGGAUGCAUGACGUAUACAAACGACGACGCGAAAACGCACGAGCUGAAAAUUAUUCAACGGUAAAACUCCUGGUUCCUGGUCCCUCGUCGGCUCAAUUAUAAUCUCGGUCGAAAUGGCGAUAUUUGAAAUUUAUCGAUAAAUUCAUUUUCAAAAGUUUCAUCUGAAAAUUUCAUUUCAGAAUGAAAUUUC